Messenger RNA from Salarias fasciatus (jewelled blenny), 5667 nucleotides. RefSeq names its product ankyrin repeat and fibronectin type III domain containing 1a (gene ankfn1a). Gene Ontology annotation, cellular component: spindle. The transcript is spliced from 24 exons. Gene Ontology annotation, biological process: regulation of establishment of bipolar cell polarity; establishment of mitotic spindle orientation. The record is from RefSeq and is a predicted model, not a curated record. Gene Ontology annotation, molecular function: protein binding. The coding region runs from base 395 to 4582 and encodes 1395 amino acids. Lineage: Eukaryota; Metazoa; Chordata; Actinopteri; Blenniiformes; Blenniidae.
UGCUCCGGGCCAGCGUUGAGACUGGCCCUCCUCCUCAUGUGCUGUAAUGUGAGCUGCGCUCGGUGUAUUUUGGGAUGUUUCACACAGAGCGGCACAAAGACACGUUUCCAGGCGGAGGCCCAGCCUGAGCAGAUGUUCCUGCUCCGAGAGGAGGAGGAGGAGGAGGAAGAGGAAGAAACAGAGAGAAGGGGAGAAGAAACAAAAGGAGGAAAAGAGAGAAGAGCAGGAGAAGUCACGCUGAAGUUCACUGGCACAGAUUUUCGGUUGUGAGGCGAGGAGGAGGAGGAGGAAGAGGAGGAGGAAGACAGCCCUGAGAUGGCUCCUCAUACAAACCGCUGCAGUGUGUGCACACUCAGCUGCCGGCCCUCCUGACGCCCCUCGGACAUGGCUGAAGAUGUCCGUGGAUUCUGAUACCUCCUGUGUGCUCCUGUCGGCUCGAGACUCCCGAACGUCCUGCAUCUUCCAGACGGCUGACGAGAAAGAUGAGAUCCCGACGGAGGAGAGCGUCCUGGAGAUGUUGAGUUUCUCCAAGUUCUCGGACCUGGAGACGUGGCUCUGCAUGCCGUCCUCGCUGCUGCUGCCGCGAGCGGCGGACUCGUCCACCUCGUCCUCCUCGCGUGCGUCCCGCCGCUCGUCCGACUCCCCGCCGGGCUCCUCCUCCUCCUCGCGGCGCUCUACCUGCAGCGAGCCGAGCGAGGCCGCCACGCCGCUCAGCUCCUCCGUGUCGUCGCCCGCUCCGGGGAAUGGCGCCACCUUGCUGUCGCCGCCGCCGCCCCUCCUCACCUCCACCCCCGCCCCCGUCUCAUCGGCGGGAGACUCCGCCUCCCCUCGCGCCGGCGUCAACAUCAGGAAGCGGCGUCGGCUCGCAGCCAGUCCCGGCGGACUCCACUGGACCUCUGCAGGUUCGGUGCAGAGGGACUUCUGGUCACCUGAUCCCCCUCCUGGAUCCAGGGGGAGCCCGACAGCAGCGGCGGGAGCAGCAGCAGGUGCGAGGAGCCUGCCGAUGUGCGGGGUGGGCGGGGCCUCGGUCCCGUGGUCCGGCGAGCGUCCAGUCCUGAGGAAGACGGUUUCUGUGGACGAGCGUCUGCUGCAGGCGGCGUACGGCGAGCAGCGGCCGCCAAGACUGCUGAGCCGCCUGGAGAGAGGCCGCAGGAAGCUGCGCAGCAUCCAGACCCUAAACACUGUGGGAAGAUACGACGCCAGAAAAAAACGCCUGUCGGCCAUUAUGACCCAGCAGAUGCAGAACCUGCAGCUGUCUCAGAGCAGGAAGUGCCCCGGCGGGCCCGCCUCCCCCAGCGCCGCCAAGCGCCUCUACCGCAACCUGUCGGAGAAGCUGCGGGGGAGCACCUCGUCCUUCGAAGAUGCUUACUUCUUCGGCAAGACGGAGCGCCUCCGCAAGGCCUCGACCAUGCAGGGCAGUGAGUGCCUCCUGGAGGCGGUGGAGCAGCAGGACCUGGACUCGGUGCAGAUCCUCCUGUACCAGUUCUCGGCAGAGGAGCUGGACCUGAACACGCCCAGCAGCCAGGGCCUGACGCCGCUCGACAUCGCCGUCAUGACCAACAACACGCCCAUCGCCAAGCUGCUGCUGAAGGCCGGCGGCAAGGAGAGCCCCCACUUUGUGAGUGUGGAGAGUCGAGAGGCUCACCUGCACCUCCUGGUGGAGGAGGCGGAGCAGCGCGCGGCCGACCUGGCGGCCCAGGCCCAGAGGGACGGCCUCUCGCUGGAAGCCUGUCACAAAGACAAACAGCUGAGGAGCUGGGAGUGGAGGAGCAAGCUGUACAAGCGCAUGAGGACGGGCUUCCAGCACGCACGUCCCCCGGAGGCCCCGUCCAUGGUGCGUCUGAGCGUGAGCAGCAGCACCUCGCUGACCGUCACCUUCCAGGAGCCGCAGUGUCUCAACUCCACCGUGGUGACCAGGUACCGAGUGGAGUGGAGCUGUCUGAAGGAUUUCUCUCUUCUAGCUGGCGAUUUAGUUUUGGAUAAUCUGCAGAAUCUGAAGUGCAUCAUCAGCGGCCUCACCACGGGCCGGAUGUACUUUGUCCGGGUGUCCGCGUACAACAUGAAGGGUUGGGGUCCGCCCGCCUGCUCCCUGCCUCCGUCUGCAGCUCCAUCCAACUGGAGGGAGAGCGACGGCCGGGAGCCCAGGAGGCGGGGCCACAUCGAGGCCAUGGAGCGCCUGCUGCAGCAGGUCCGAGCGACACACACACACUACUGCUGCGGAGACUCCUCCAAGCUACAGAACCCCAGCAGGAAGCAGUCGGUCUCCAGAAGCCUCAAACAUCUGUUCAACUCCUCCAACAAGUUUGUGAAAACACUGAAAAGGGGGAUCUACCUGGCUGCUGUCUUCUACCACAAGGACAGUUUGCUGGUGACGGCCGAGGAUCAGAUCCCCAUCGUGGAGGUGGACGACUCCUACAGCAGCUCGCUCAUGCAGGACUUCCUGUGGUUCACGAAGCUCUCCUGUAUGUGGGAGGACGUCCGGUGGCUCCGACAGAGCAUGUCCGUGUCCAUGUCGUCAUCGUCCACCCUGCAGGCCCGACACAAGAUGCUCACUGCCGCCGGCCAGAUGCAGAACCUCCUUGGGACUCACAACCUGGGCCGGGUCCACUACGAGCCCAUUAAGGAUCGCCAUGGAAACGUGCUGCUGGUGACCAUCAGGGACACGGAGAGCCAACACUCGCUGUUCAGUGGGAAGUGGAUGCAGGUGACCAAACUGCAGAGCCAGAGGAAGUCUCUGUCCACGCCCGAGGAGCCGUACGCCCUCGAUAUCCUCAUCAUCACCAUACAGGACAUCCUGGCCUACCAGCGGCGCAGCACCCACCGUCUGGCCCCGGGUCUGUACCUGGGCUACCUGAAGCUCAGCAGCUCCGUGGACCAGAUUAAAGUCCUGGUGUCACAGCGGAGCCCCAACAUGCUGUGUCACAGCCGCAUCCGAGACAACGCCAACGUCUCCAGGGAGGAGUGGGACUGGAUACAAAAGCUUUCGGCUGCAGGCGAGACCGAUCACAGCGGGGAGGAGGGGGAGGAGGCGGAGCCACGGCCAGAAAGCCACGCCCCUUUGCUGUUCUACGAGUUGCAGACGGCCAUCAAGUCCCUGCUGAAACACAUCAACCUACCUCUGCACCAGGCACGUCACUUCCGUCUCUACAGUCAGGAGGUGGUGGAGCUCGGCCACGGCGUCUCCUUCCUGCUGCUGCUGCCGGCUGCGGACGACGUCUGCUCCGCCCCCGGACAGUCCAACCCCUACACGCCACUGUCAGGCUUCCUGCACCUCCCCAUGCAGAUGUUCGAGCUCGUGCACUUCUGCACCUACAAGGAGAAGUUCAUCAGUCUGUACUGCCGCCUGUCCUCCGUCCUCGACCUGGACGCCCUCAUUACCCAGCAGGCACUGCGAGAAGCCAUCACAGACGCAGAGGUGACCACAGCCAAGCAGAGGCACCAGCUCAUCCUCGACUACAUCCAGCAACUGGAUGAGAUGCGUCGUGACCUGCGGUGGAUCACAGACGCACUGCAGUACGCUCGCUACAAGCAGCCGCGUGGCGGCGUGCCGAUCACCUGCCUGGUGGACGCCAACGCCCCGGAGAGCGAACCGGGCCAGAAGAGCGACUCCACCUCCUCCACCAUGGACUUCCUGCCCACGCCGUCACCCUCGCCAGAGCCUCGCCGCAGGAAGGCCGUCGGCGACUCUCAGCCCGGCUCCGACGAGGACGGCUUCUCCGAGGUGUUCCUGCCCACCGACAGCGACUACGACUCCAGCGACGCCCUGAGUCCCCGCGAGCUCGACCUGCUCUACUCCCCUGACCUCUCCCAGCAGGCCGUGCACGCCCUGGGAGGCAGCGCCCCCGACGUGUUGCAGAUCCACGAGCUCAGGUACAGCAUCUGCUCGUCCAAAGACCCGCCGCUCUCCCCCGCAGUCCGGGAUCUGAGAUCAGCAGACACCCCCUUGUCCUCCCCCCUCCUCCCCUCCUCCCCGUCCCUAUACAGGACCCUCCCCACCUCCCCCUCCCUCCCUCUGCCCCUCACCCUCCCCCUCUCCCCGGCGCUGUCCGACACUACCAAGACCCUGGAGGGCCUCUCGCUCUCCCGGGGCCACCAGGAGGGGGCCGCCUCCCUCCGGGCCCUCGCCAACCCUCCCGCCAAACGCAAGCUGCUCUCCAGGAGCCACCGGGGCCAGUACUUCAGCGGGCCGCAGCGCUGGCUGCGUGGCCACAGCGGAGAGACCCACUCCUUAUCCGAGGGCGUCUACACAAAACAGCCGGACCUGGACCUGCCCCCGCAGGGUGACCCCACCCCCCCGCAAGGCACCACCUACAUCAGCCACGCCUCCUGUGUGCUGGAGAACCGCAAGGUCCGCCAUCGCGAGCCCCGCCCCCACGUCCGCAGGAUCUUCGUGGAGCCCUGCAAGGAGCUGUCGUCGGGCCUCGAGCGAAGGUGUCGGGAAGAGGCGACGGAGAGGGUGAGGGGUGCCGGCGUGUCGGUGGUGGUGGAGGGGGAGGAGCCUGAGGGGGCCGCCGCCCAGGAAGUAGACUCAGAUGAUCAGACCAACGCUCAGGUGUCUGAGAUCCUGAGCAGCACGCUGUAGGAGGCCACAGGGACUAUCUGCAAAAACCCAUCCCGCCGCACCCAGCAGAGGGAGGCAUAACCCGGUCCCCAUGCCUUCUCUGAAGCCCCGCCCCUCCACAGCCCCGCCCCCUCUCAGACCGCUCAGACUGGACUUUGUAAAAGUUGCUGGUUCAACUCCGCCCUGUCCUCAGCACCCGAUGGCUUCGACUGUUACCCCGAAACUAUCAAUGCAACGACACACCGAGCGCCUCCCAGCUGAGCCUUGCACACCACCAAAAAUAGGAGAACACAGAGCAGGAGGAGGAGGAGGAGGAGGAGGAGGAGGUGUUUCUCCUGCCAUCUCUUCAGAAUUCUGUUGUUCUGUCAGAAUAUUUCAGCAGCAUGAAUCUACUUGAAGUCAAUGUGAGGUUUGUUCUGUUUGUGGUUUCCUGUGUCAUGUUUCGACCCAGCAGCUCCUGAUUGGUCAGUCAGAUCCUGAUUGGUCCGUCAGAUCCUGGUUGGUGCAUCUAGUCUUGAUUGUUCCGUCACUUUGAAUUUAUGAUCCGUCCUGAGAAAAACAGUAUUUUUGUAUCCUGGGUGGGAUGCUGGACCUGAACUGUAGGUGGAGCUGUUUUGUUUUGGUUUUUUUCUGUUUUAACGUUACAAUUUUGUGGGCAUGAAGUUUGUCGUCGUGGGUUUGUUUGUGUUUUGAACCGGACCGUUUCGUCUGGUUCAGCAUGACCGUGUCGGCCUUCAGAUCGUGUUGUUGUUUCGACUCCUGCUUUGGCCCCGCCCACUUUCAACAGAAUCGUCCACCGCAGCUUGCCUCGUUUUCCUUCAAGACACGAGGCACUCCACUUUAGACUGAAGACUAUUGACAUUAAGUUUAAAUUAAAUGAUAACUGCUGUGAAUCAAAAUCAGGUUUUAAACUGAAAGCUCUCUAAUGUCAAACCUUUCAUUUGAACUCAAAGAACGAAUAAAUUCUUAAAGGUGCAUAAAGGAGUUUGCACGUUUUAUGCGAAACAACGGCCCCUGCAGGCCUUGGGCGUAACUGCAGCUUAUUGAAACACUCGGGCCUGUGGCUUGCGUCCAUGUACGUGCACGGAAGAGGGGAACUCCUUCCU